Messenger RNA from Antrostomus carolinensis (chuck-will's-widow), 1273 nucleotides. Its product is annotated as DNA-directed RNA polymerase I subunit RPA2-like. Gene Ontology annotation, biological process: DNA-templated transcription. Gene Ontology annotation, molecular function: ribonucleoside binding; DNA-directed RNA polymerase activity; DNA binding. The annotation marks the transcript as partial. The record is from RefSeq and is a predicted model, not a curated record. The transcript is spliced from 7 exons. NCBI's taxonomy places the organism in Eukaryota, Metazoa, Chordata, Aves, Caprimulgiformes, Caprimulgidae.
UUUCAGGCUGACAUCAGCUGGUUGGUGAACGGCGUGCAGCAGGAGACUAUUAAGCAGCCCCUGGGUUUUAUUCCAAUCAUGGUGAAAUCCAAGUUGUGCAACCUCUAUAACCUUUCUCCACAAGAGCUCAUACAGCACCACGAGGAGGAAGAGGAAAUGGGAGGCUACUUUAUAGUUAACGGCUUAGAAAAAGUCAUUAGGAUGCUGAUUAUGCCCAGGCGAAAUUUCCCCCUUGCAAUGACAAGACACAAAUGGAAAACCAGAGGCCCUGGCUUCACAGAGUAUGGAGUCAUGAUGCACUGUGUGAAGGAUGAGCACACUGCGAUAAAUAUGAACCUUCACUACUUGGAAAAUGGUUGUGUCAUGCUGAACUUCAUUUUUCAGAAAGAGUUGUUCUUCAUUCCCUUGGGAUUUGCUCUGAAGGCAUUGGUUAAUUUCUCAGACUACCAGAUUUUUGAAGAGUUGGUUAAAGGAAAAGAAGGGGACACCUUUUAUGUGAACUGCAUUACUGAGAUGAUGAGAGCGGUAGUGGAUGCAGGAUGUUUUACACAGCAAAAUGUCCUCGAAUACCUGGGAAAGAGCUUCAGAAUAAAACUGAACCUUCCUGAGUGGUACAGCAACGAGCAGGCUGCAGAUUUCCUUUUGAACAAGUGUAUCUGCAUACACCUGACAAGCAGAACUGAGAAGUUCUACCUGCUCUGUAUGAUGACCCGCAAGCUGCAUGCUUUUGCCAAAGGGGAGUGCAUGGAGGAUAACCCAGACAGUCUGAUGAAUCAAGAGGUGCUUACCCCAGGACAGCUUUUCCUUAUGUUCCUAAAGGAGAGGCUUGAAAGCUGGUUGCAGUCUGUUAAGUUCGUUUUGGAGAAAAGAAGAGAAAAGGCAGAUAUCGUCAUAAAUGCAGACAGCUUGGUGAAGGCAUUCAGCCUGGUGACAGACUUCACCAAGCCAUUUGAAUAUCUUCUUGCAACGGGUAACCUGCGAUCUAAAACCGGCCUGGGCCUGUUGCAGGACAGCGGUCUGUGUGUGGUGGGAGACAAGCUGAAUUUCAUUCGCUACCUUUCCCACUUCCGCUGCAUACACAGAGGAGCAGCGUUUUCCCAGAUGAGAACCACGACUGUCCGCAAGCUGCUGCCUGAGUCCUGGGGCUUCCUCUGCCCGGUGGACACCCCGGAUGGAGAACCCUGCGGUCUGAUGAACCACAUGACGGCUGUGUGUGAAAUAGUGACGGAGAUGGUGCCCGUGACAGACAUCCCACCUUUAUUAUGCUCCCUGG